Molecule: messenger RNA, 1000 nt
Organism: Neomonachus schauinslandi (Hawaiian monk seal)
Lineage: Eukaryota; Metazoa; Chordata; Mammalia; Carnivora; Phocidae
Gene: FAM221A
Product: family with sequence similarity 221 member A
Source: RefSeq, a predicted model, not a curated record
UCGCCCCCGCGCGGGGCGGGCACCUCUGGUUUCCCGCGGCUAUGGAGCGGCUGACCUUGCCUUCCGGCGGCGCCGCGGCCGUGGGCGAGUACCUGGAGUAUCGGAGAAUUGUCGGUGAGGACGAUGGAGGGAAACUUUUUACUCCUGAAGAGUAUGAAGAAUACAAAAAAAAGGUAUUACCUAUGCGCUUACAGAACAGAUUAUUUGUGAGCUGGCGAUCACCAACUGGAAUGGAUUGUAAGCUUGUGGGUCCAGAGACACUGUGUUUUUGUACACAUAGGUAUAAACAACAUAAAACUGACUUUGAAACGAUUCCACAGCAACGCCCCAUUAGUCUCCCUUGCCGAGUGAGCGGCUGCAGGUGCAGGGCAUACCUUUACGUCCCUCUGAACGGCACCCAGCCCAUUCGCUGCAGGUGCAAGCACUUUGCGGAUCAGCACAGCGCUGCCCCCGGCUUUCUAUGCAAUGCCUGUUCCAAGUGUUCAGGAUUCCAUAGUUGCUUCACUUGUGCUUGUGGUCAGCCUGCGUAUGCUCAUGACACAGUGGUGGAAACUAAGCAAGAAAGACUGGCUCAGGGCAAGCCAGUGGGACAGGAUGUUCCUUAUGCGGCAAUGGGAGGCUUAACAGGUUUCAGCUCACUGGCGGAAGGCUACGUGCGGUUAGAUGACAGUGGGCUUGGUGCACCUUCAAUUGAAUUUUUAGACUCUCCAGUUACAGCCAUGGACCACCCAUUUCUAAAAGCAUUUCAAGCAUCAUCUAGUUCUUCUCCAGAAACACUGACAGAUGUAGGUACAAGCAGUCAAGUUUCUUCCUUAAAGAGACCUGAAGAGGAUGAUAUGGCUUUCUUUGAAAGACGAUACCAAGAAAGGAUAAAAAUGGAAAAGGUCACUAAGCAGAAAGGAAAAGCAUCAUUGCCAUCAAGUACAAAACCUUCAUGAAGACUAUUGGGAAAAUUAAAACCAUCAUCCAAAUAGGUCUUGUUUGUGUUUAUUUAAAUAUA